AUGACUGUGAAGAAGAUUUCAGAUGAGAUGGUGCAUGAAACGAUAUCACCACAGCCACUGACGGUGGUGCUCAACCUACCACCAUUGUUGGAGCCAUUGGACUUGAAAUUCUAUGUGAGGGCAGAGAAGUUGUUGUGCUGCAACCAUGAAUUAGGAAGGCUGAUGCAAGCUGGAGAAACCCUAGAGGGCCUUGCAGGGUCGAAUUGGGUUGGUAUUCAUACUGAUUCAUCAUCUGCACCAUUCAUUCUUUUUGGCGUGCAUUAUAAAUGUGAGUCUCUUAAAAAUUCAGUAAUUGAUAACUAUAAAUUCCAUCAUGGUUUCGGGAAAGCUUAUACUGACAGCUGGGAAUUUGCCAAGUCCAGUACUGUGAGCAGAAGCAUGGUGAAACCCAGGGAAUGGAAAAACCAUGAAUGUCUUCUUCCUUCUGAGCACUAUCCGUGGGUUGUCUAUUAUGGUAAACAGCAUAGCAUCCAAACCUUUUGCUCAUUGUCGCAUCCCCACGAGAUCUUCCAUAAGAGCAUCCCUGAGCUUUGUGGGGUUACAAAAACUGUGGCUUACUGUUCUGGCUGGUUGGUUCUAUGUAAAGGAGAGACUCACUACUCUAUUUGGAAUCCCACCGACUCCAAUUUAAUCCUUCUACCCCCGCUCUCCUUAAAGCCCGAUCAAGCGCUACAUUGUUGCACUGUGUCAUCACCACCUGGUGACCCCAAUUGCGCGAUCAUGUUGUUUGAUGCAACUAAUCUAUCUCUGAUUUUCAUUCGACCAGAAGCUGAACAGAAGGAGUGGGUUGAGAUCCCUUAUGGUCAGCUAAUCAGUGAUAUGGGAAUGGAUAAUGAUGACAGCUUCUUUUUGGAAGAUUGUUUGUGCUGCAAUGGUAAAAUAUAUUCUUUGCCAUCUAAUAUGUCUUCUAAUCUAGCAACUAUCAAGGUGGACAAAGAUGACCAACUAGUUAUAGAAUCUUUAUCAUGCAAAGGACCAAGUUUCAGCACAUACACAAAGCAUAUUGGACGUUUUCUCGCUGAAUCACGUGGGGAACUUUUCUGUAUCUACAUUUCUUAUGGUGCCAUUGGGGUAGAAUCCAAUGAAGUUAUUCAGGUGAACGCUUUCAAGUUGGAUUUUACUAGAAUGAUUUGGAUUAGAGUGACAAAUCUAAUGGGCCAAGCCAUUUUCUUCAAUGGACACUAUGCUAUUUCCUAUGCAGCAUCAUCUGAGAACGGAAUAGAAUGUGAUAGCAUAUACUUCAUAGCCGAUGAAGACAACUGCUGCUUCUACUGUUUCAACAUGAAAGACUGUCAUCUAAAGGUUAAUUCACCUUGUCCAACUUUACCAACAUCUCAGAGUUCUCCAAUGUUUUUGAUGCCCAGAUCUAACAUCAGGUUAACCAGCAACCAUGAACCGGUGGAGAAUAAACCCUCUAAAGAAAAGCAAGGUGCUGAGAGUAGUAAGAAAAUUGACGAAAAAGAAGAUAGUAUGAAAGAAACUGAGGUAGCCACAACAAAAUUUCAUGGCCUUCCAAUGGGUGUUCUGCAAUUGAUUUCAAAUUUCCUAAACCUGUUUGACCAUAUGAGAUUUCGGGCUGCUUCAAGGGAUUGUUGGUUGGCAGUUCCUUCACUCAAGAGGAAACAAGCAUUAGAAAAAUUGGAAGGCUCCUCUUUAUUUCCAUGGCUCCUGUUUCCUAGCAACGAUAUGACACUUCACAAUUUUCUUGAUUCAAAGCAUACCUGUAGAUUUUUUAUGACAGUUCCAGAAACAUUAGCGAAAGCUCAGUUGCGUUUUGUAAAAGAUGGUUGGCUGAUGAUGUCUGAUUGCGAGAAUGUAAUUCUUUAUUAUAAUCCGUUGACCAAGGCUACACUUGACUUACCAGGUGAAGUACCCCAUCGAUUUACUAUUUCUGAUGUCAUGGGUUUCUCAACUCUUCCUACUUCUCCAGAAUGUCUAGUUGUGGGGUUCGAACAAGGUUUUGAAGGUAUUGGAGUUAUCCUUGGUAUUAAAGCAGAGGAAGAAUGGCAUACCUUUUUUUUGGAGUGUGAAUUUUUGAUGAAUCAAAGUUGUCCUCCUGUUUUUCAUGAUGGAAAUUUCUAUCUUUUGGGUAAAGAAGGAAAUUUGCUAGUCUUUAAGUAUGAAGUGCAAGGGGUUGGCAUUUGGGAAAAUAUUCACUGGAAUGUUUUUAACAAUCCAACACCCUGUGAAUCUUACCAACUAAGUUACAUAUUAGAAUGGGAUGGACAAGUUACGUCAGUCUUUGUCGGUCACACAGGAAAAUGGGUUCAAGUUUUAAAGUUGAAUUCAACCACCAUGAGCUGGGAAAGUGUAGAAAGCCUGGGAAAUUACACUUUUCUAGUUAGCCGAUUAUCGUGUCUUGCUAUAGAGACAAGGAUCAUGGGUAUGCACAAUAGGAUUUAUUUUCCUCGAGUUCAUGGCGAUAAUAUUUUGUAUUUUUCUUUGGAAACAAGAAAAUUUCAUUACGAUGGACAAGGCUGCUACUUGGAGAACUUCCACAACACAAAGGAGCAAUUACUAGCUGGUUGGUUUGAUCCUAGAUAUUUUUUUUGA
Molecule: messenger RNA, 2553 nt
Organism: Gastrolobium bilobum
Lineage: Eukaryota; Viridiplantae; Streptophyta; Magnoliopsida; Fabales; Fabaceae
Exons: 4
Coding region: 1-2553 (850 amino acids)
Source: RefSeq, a predicted model, not a curated record